AGGCACAAACGUCAUCUGCAGUUUAAAAAUUCAAAACAGCUGCCUGUGUGUUGUGGACGUGUCUGCACGGAAUCUACGACAAAUAUUUAAAGGGUGAACAUGGACCGUCUAAAGGUGAUGAUUAAAGUCUUCAGGAGAGAGUGCCACAGGGUUUUACGCUCCGAGAGGACAACCAUCUAUGGAGCGGAUGAAAUGCUGAUGUUGCUGCAGCUGGCUAUGGCUGAAGUCAACAAGCAGCACGGCGCAGAGUUCAAAGUGGCUCUGAGUGAUGUCCUGAUGGCCUGGAAACACUUACUGUUAGACAAACUUCACCUGCCACCCCCCAACUUUGCACGCUUGGAGAACUAUGAUCUCAUCCUGAAGGCAUACGAAUCCUUCCUGAAGCGCUCCAACACUGUGGACCUGGUUGAUAUCCUCUUCAUGUACAAACAGCUGAGGCUGGUGGACUUGGACCCGGAGGAGCCUGUGAGCCCAAUCCAGCUGUUUGAGUUCUUAUCAGGCAACGUGGAAGUCUCAGAGUUGCCAGACUCCUCGGUCCCGUCAACACCGUCUAGUAAAAGCAGGUCCUGCAGCCCACAGGUGAAGACGGCAGUGAGAAGAGUUUUCUGCUCAUAUCUAAAUUUGCUCGUGAACACCAAAAACGACCUAGCCUUGGCGCUGACGCUCGACGUCCCGAGUCGCGCUCUCGGACGACAGGCAUUCACCGACGUGAAGCACGCUGCACAGAACAACAACACUUCCCUCUUCUUGGCUGUGACAUCUUUUGUGCGGGCCGUCCAGCUCGGUGGGAAAGGCUACGCUCCAGCUGAGUCUGACCCACUGAGGAAACAUGUCAAAGGCCUGUCGGACUUUGUCCAGUUUCUAGACAACCUGGAAGAAAUACUGGGAGAGAUUCCUGACCCAAGUGUAUGCGGAGCCAGGCUGGUGGCCGCCAUCAGGGCAGCGCUGGUGAAGGGACGCAGCAGCGAAGACGCCGUGUACGCUGCAGCCGGAGAGACGACCAAGGAGCUGAAGGAGAGGAUCUGCCAGCUCCACCAGAUCCAGAAACAGACCGCUAAUGGGAGCGGAACGGGGAUAAGCCCUGCCAGGCCAAAGGCGUAUGCGGUCAAUCAUGCCACAGCGUACGGAGGUCGGGACACUGUGAAGGUGCUGAUGGCUCUGCUGGAUGAAGAAGCGUCGGCUCCUCUGUGCCAGAACAAGGCGGACCUGUUGUCCGAGGACCAGCCAGUCCUGAGCGGGGCUGAGGGGACCAGCGUCCUCAUGUUGUUCAGAUCCCCAGAAGUGUCUACUGGAUGUUCUCCAGAACCUCUAAGGAACCGAGUCCAGAGCCGGCUAGACCUGCUCAAACCCAAGCCUAAGGACAUUCGCGUCAUUCGAUCCCAGUUUGCGUGCACGUACAAAGACGAAGAACUGCCACUCAACCGAGUCCUGGAGUUCCCCAGCACCAGCCAGGUCCCUACAUGUGUGCACCCGGCACCGAAAACCAUCCCAGCUGUGGACGAGGAGGAGUGCAGCUUGGAUUUGGAGGAGGACGCAACAACAGCCAAGUCUACCUCUGGAUGUCCAAAUAGGGAGCAGAGAGGCGUGCAGCGGGGGGCUGCUCCUGCUCUCGGGCAAAGAAGUGGAAAUGCCCAAAACAGAAGUUCAGGCCCGGCAGGCAACGGAAAGAAAACCGGCAAACUUCAGACGCAGAGCAAGAGCAACAAGAGGAAGCAGGUGGAUUUGGACCAACAUGGAGGAUCAGAGAACGAGCCUCCACAGAAGAAACAGCCCGCCGCCGUUAAAAUGCCCGCAAAGGCUGUCGGCAAGGCCUCGAGUAAGAAGAAGCUGAUAGCCGGACAGGGAAAGCUAACCAGCUUCUUCAGAGUUUAGUUUUGAUGUUUUCUCUCACUGACAAAUCUUGUGAAGUACGUGAACGUUUCAGUUCAGUUAAUCUGAAAGUUAUUUUAAUGAAUUUAUUAAAUCUAUUGGAGGGAAACAAAUUAGGCGGGUAUAAAUUUUACAUCUGAGAAGCGAAUGAUGAAACUGUGAACUCACCUAUCAAAAUUAUUGUUUCUGUUUUUAAAAUUACACUCAUUCAUGUUUCCACACUAGUUUAUUUUUUUACCCAUUUCGCAGUAACUGGGGUAGCUGCAAUGUGAAUGAAUCAGUUCAGAUCAACGGGAGUCUGGAUUUGAUCCGUACAGUUUUAAUUUAAUCACGAGGUGUCACACUGUAAUAUGUUUCACAAUGAAAUCAACUCUGUGAAUAUGAUUCAGACUUUUCCUUUUUAAAUAAACUUUUAUUUUGUUUUA
Molecule: messenger RNA, 2294 nt
Organism: Larimichthys crocea (large yellow croaker)
Lineage: Eukaryota; Metazoa; Chordata; Actinopteri; Sciaenidae
Gene: parpbp
Product: PARP1 binding protein
Exons: 11
Coding region: 100-1872 (590 amino acids)
Biological process (GO): negative regulation of double-strand break repair via homologous recombination
Cellular component (GO): chromatin
Source: RefSeq, a predicted model, not a curated record